Molecule: messenger RNA, 6395 nt
Organism: Funneliformis caledonium
Lineage: Eukaryota; Fungi; Glomeromycota; Glomeromycetes; Glomerales; Glomeraceae
Source: the annotation of a GenBank genome assembly
GAAUUUAUCUUCAACAAGUGUUAUCUAUUGAAAAGACUGAAAAGGCGAAUCCUCUUUUUUUGGUCAUUCAUUGGAGCGAAAAUGGUUGUUAUGAUGAUUCUGCAUCUUCAUAUAGAAAGAAGAAUAUGACAAAUUUACAUAGAUACCUCACAAAAUUGACUGACCGUCAAAUUUGUUUAAUGAGCGAACAUGAUCUGGAAUUCAAGAAAAGCCAAGAGCAAAAGGAAGAUUUCGAAAUUUUUCCUGGAUUCAGAGUCAAUAUUUCAGGAUUGGAGCCACGCCAAGCCCCAAGAAGUGAUUAUCUCAAUAAUAUCCCAUUGAAUUCUUUGGUGGUCGAUUCUGUAUCAAAUCAAACCUUCAUUACGCGUGAAAUUAUUCCCGAAACCAAGUUUACCGAGAGCGGCACUAUACCAUUUAAAUCGACCUUUCUUUUUCGCGAAUAUUUCAGAAGUAAACUAGAAACUCAAAAAUGUGCCCUAAUUUUAGACGACAGCUUAAAAAUGUCAAACCUUGUAGUAAUUGUCAAGGACGGAUUAGGGUUAGAAGAGAUUCUUCAACCAUAUUAUGAUGAAUUGGAUAAACUCGACCAGAGAAGUUUAAGCAAACUUGCAUUGCACAUGCUCAAAUUAGAAUAUAGCGAAUUCGAAAAAUCUUUGCAUGGAGAAUAUGAUUUCAUAGAAGAAGAUGAUAUCCAAUACAUUCAGCAAAAUUAUCCUGAAAUUGUAUCAAAAUUGGAAGAAGUCAUCAAGUUUAUCGACCACAAGCCAUGGAUAGAUCUAAAGUGUCGUUUUCAUCUUGCAAAAUAUUUCUGUGAAAACAAUGCCGAAGACGUUAGUCACGAACCAAUUCCGGACCAAAGACAGUAUUUUUUGGAAAUCUUUUCUGAUAAUUCGACAGGCAUUUAUAACCUGGUCAAAAAGUGCGAAAAAACCACGAACUCGUGGAGUACAUCAUUUUUUAGACGUUCAAAGACAAGUGAUAUUGUGAAGAAAAUCAAAGAAGAGGCAUCUCAGAUUUCUGAUAGUCAAUUUAAGAUUUUACCAAAGCAUCCCAGUACGCAAUUUUCAUUAGAGUUAGAUCGCGAGUUUAAUCAUGAAGAACAUGAACUUGAAAUUCGCGAAGUGGCUCCUUCUUAUUAUACAUGGAAUACUGAAUCAUAUCGACUCUUUAGAGAGACAGAGGCCCUACAUCCAGCACAGUUAAGAAUUACCAUAUAUGGAACAAGGAUUAGCCAGGAAGAUUCUAUGGAAUUAGAAAAAGAUGAAUUCUUCAUACCUACACCUUUACUACAUAGCUCGGGUCGAAAUCCAGGUGUUUCUUUCGAAAUUGAUCCCGAAACAUAUGAAUUUGUUAACAUAUCACAAUUCGAUAAAAAGUUCCUUGUAAUUUUGUGGAACAAAGUUAAAUAUGGCAAUAAAAUGGAACUUUACUUUGAUUCAUUACAACGUCUGCCAAAGAUGAUCGAAUUGCAAACUCCAAUUAAAAAAUUAAAUUCUGGUCCCAAUUCGAAAAUUGCCAUUAAUGAUUCAAAAGGGUUAAUUGCAAUUUAUAGCCCUGAAAAGGCUUUGCUCAAUGUUUAUGGUGUCGAUUAUGAUCAAACAAAUCUCAAUUUGCGCUAUAGGAAUAUUAUACUAUUGCCAUAUUAUAAUGAUAUUGCUCCUGAAAUCAACCAUUUUCUUUUCAUAAGAAAUACUGAAGAUAUUUGUUUUGUUGAAAAUGCUGGCAGAGCAAAGAUUUAUAGUUUAAUUAAUGAUAGUUUUCGUCCCGGAAUCGCUGAUUUUCCGCCUUCGGCUACAAAAAUCUUGAGUACCUCAGAUGGUUACUGCAUUGUUGCCUUUACCGCAGUGCAAGAAGAAUUAAAUGAUAUUGAAAUGACGGAUGCACCCAUCUCGGACGCUGAGAAUGAACGUGUUAACAACGAAGCAUCAUGCGAUAAUACUGAAGAGAUUAGCGAUGCCAUUACCAAUAAUACUGAAGAGAUUUACAAAACCAUUUCCGAUAAAGAUGAAGAGAUUAACGAAUCCAUUUCCGAUAAUGCUGAAGAGAUUAACGAAUCCAUUUCCGAUACUGAAAAGCUUAACGAAACUAAUUCUGAACAACUAUAUGGUUCAGGAGGAUCAGACUUUGUCAAUGCACACAUUUACUUUGUCGAAGGCUUCAGUCAAAAUGCUAAAAAAGUGAUUGUGAUACCUUUUACAAAAUCUUCAAUUGAGACCUUUCAAUUUUCAGUCAUUGGCAAACGUCAAAUUCACUUGAUCAUUCUGAAUCAACAAGGAGGAUUGUUUCAAUCUGUAUUGGUAAAAAUAACUCAUGCUAAAACUCAAUACCGUUUUGAGCGACAAUCUCAAAAUACAACUUUGGGUCAAGUUAAAAUCGAAAAUAACAAAUCAUUAACAAUUUUGGGAAAAGAUACCAUGUUCAAAAGAGAUUUUCGUGUUGGUGAUUAUUUAAUCAUUGGAGAAGAGAAGCGUCAAGUAUCCGAAAUUGUUUAUGAUAAUGUAUUGAAGAUUGUUCGGCCAAGUUUUGAAAAUGUUAAGUUUGGACAGUGGUUAAGUUUCGGGAUUGAACAAAUAACUACCAAUAAUGGUCUUAUUGAUGUUUACGCUAUGGUUUUUACAAAGUACGCAACAACAACUCCUAUUGGGCAAAUUGACAAGCCUUUAAAAGCAACAUUUGUGGUCGACGUAUCUCGGAGUUCUAAAACAAUUUCUACAUAUGAAGCAAAAAUUCGAAAGUAUGUUGAUAAAAUGUUCGAAAAGGUUAAAAAAGAAACCAAAAAACCUUCAGGUCACUUGAAACAUUUUAAAUCUGCGUAUGCAAUUUUUGAGAAUCUUACCCUGGAUGAUGAAAGCACUGAAUAUCUCUUUGGGGAAUGGAUUAUCUUGCUUUUCUGCUUGAUCCCAAUUCAAAUUGCCAUUGCCCGUGAUAACGAAUUUGUUCCUUUACAAGAUGGAGUUUUCUCAUCCGAACUCGACCAGCCCAAUUUUGAUGGAGGAUACGGAUUAAUUGGGAGUGUGAGCAAAGCUAUAUCUUUUGGAUGGUACGAAGCCAUUUUUGAAUAUUACGCAGAUUUAGAAGUUAAAGUAAUAUCGUCGAUGGGCGAGCAAUCUUGCAAAAGUUAUUUACUUAACCAUUGUGUGGGAUCCAUAUUUGACGGUUCUGCCAUGCGAUGUACCGAAGGAGUAUGGAUGUCAGUUGUGAAAACCAAAGAGAUUCUUUAUGUCGCCUUGGAUUUUGAAGGCUUAGCGAGUAUUGAGAGAACUCCGCAGGAAGAGACUUUCAUGCAACUUCUCAAUGCCGCAUUAUCAAAUCUUGUUUUAUUUAAGAGUCAAUUUGCCGUUAGCCGAGACAUAUCUUCAAUGUUUCAACGCUUUCAAGAUGGUACAAAUUAUUUUGGUGAUGAUCCGGAUAUAUUCCAAGCUCGAUUUUGUAUCAUUAUUAAAGAUGUGGCGAAAACUGAUCGAGAAGACAUUGUUGCCGAAUUUCAAUCUAAAUUCUCAAGAAUUGUUGAUCGUGAAGAAGAGGAUAAUUUCAUCACAAAAUUAUAUCGUAAUAAAAUGAGCAUCAUUCCUUGGCCAGUAUUCAAUGAAGCCUCAUUUUAUACAACAUUUAAGCAAUUGAAAGUUAAACUGGACGCUCAAGAUUCUGAGUAUAAUAAUGCUAGAGCUUUUGUCGAAAAAAUCAAGGUGUUAAUGACUAAGUUAAAAGUGUGUGAUUGGGGUAAUAUACAAUCAACUUUAAUCACAAUGCGGGCGUUAGAAAUCAAGAAAUUUCUUAGCGAUGCCAUCUCUUUCGGCUACGAACAAAAAGAAGAAGAUCCUUUUUCUGAUUACGAAGCUCCAGAAAAUGCAAAUACUGACCUUGAUGGACUAGAGCAAAGAGUUAAGCCUCUACAGGGACGUGACGAUGGAACUUUGAUUCCUGACGAUGUAGUACUUCUUUCAGAGAUUUUUGAUGAUAUUGAUGGGUCAGUUAACUUGAUGCAUGAUACUGGACUUGUUUUACUACAGAAUGGAAAAGAUUUUGUAGAACUUUCAAAUGAAAACAUCCACCUUCGAGGAGAAAUACCAGACGGUCAAUGGAUCGAAAAAUAUGAUAAGUUUUUAAAGUUCAUUAUAAAUAGGCGUAUCGGUCGUGUUCAACAAUGGUUCAAUAAAAACACCUCGAGAUUUCCUAACGAUAAUAACGAGAUCAAAAUUACUAGUUAUGCACUUGAACAAGAAAUAACCAAGCUAAAUCUAUUCUGGAACAUUUGUCGACUCCGAUGUGACAGCUGCAGCUUAGCAUGUCUCAAGACGAGUCGUCAUGACGAUAACGAGAAAGACAUGAGUCAUGAUUGUUUAACGGACCAUUUAUGUCAUUUUCGUUGCUUCUUUGAAGAAGCUCAUACCACUGGCACUUUACCUGAGUGCGUUCAGUUUGCUGGUCAUGAAGGAAGGCAUGCUUGCGCACAAAACCAUGCUUGUGGAGCACCUUGCGUUUAUUCCGGAAAACGAAGUUGUCAAACCCGUUGUGCUAAAGAGAUGGGGCAUGAGAAAUCUCUUGGAAAUGAGACUCAUUUAUGUGAAGCUAGUCGUCAUUAUUGUGGUGCUCCAUGUUCGUUAAAAGUGAGUGGUGUUUAUGAAUGCCGAAAUAAAUGUAUAAUUCCUUGUGAAGAUAAUCAUUCCGUUCAUAAAUGUGAAAAUGAAGUAUGUCCGAUUGAAUGUCCACUCGACAAAUGUCAACGAAAAUGCGAAAGUAGAGACCAUUUUCAUUCCUUCGAGAAAGAUGCACAACAUUUUUGCGGAAACGAACAUCAAUGUCCAAAAGAUUGUGAAGAAAUUGGGAUUUGCAAAAUCGUAACCGAACCCACCGCGAUGAUUAAAGAACAAGCCGAAUAUGUUAAUAAGUUUGGCAGCUUUAUGUUCACAAAGUAUUCUCAAACGUUCCAAAGGCUUCAAUGUUGCAAAAAAAUUCCUUCUUAUAAAUUCGAGCAUGAAGGCAAACAUGUCCAUGAAAUAAGAAAGCUACAUGUAUGUAAUACAUCAUGCCCUAAUGAUAAGGGUAAGCAUAUUAAAGAAGAAAAUGACAAGCAAAAUUUUCAUUACUGUGAUAUCAAGUGUCCGAAUUGUGCCUACUAUUGCAAUUUGCCUUACGAUCACGGUAGAAUGCAUAAUACAGAACAUUAUACUGUCCAUGGAAAUAUGCUUAUGACCACCUUUACUUGUGAAGAGGAGGAAUUCGAAUUUGAAGGACAUCGUUUGAAUGUUGGAGAUCACGGUGAUUUUGUUCUCUGUCACAAAUUGUGUGAAAAUAUGGGUCGUCAUCGGCAUAUCGAUUUUUGUAAAGAUCCCGGAGUGUGUGAGAGCGAGGGAGGCUCUCGAAAAGAAGCGAGCAUUAGUCCUCAACCUAGCCGAAAAAAGGAUUAUAUCUCUCACCGUGUAUUUUGGGAACGAACAAUGUUUCAAGAUCCUUACACGAAAGAGGAUCGAGAAAAUUUCAAAAAGUGCGAUCAUGAAUGUGCCGAUGAGAAGCAUCAUAAUGUAGACGAGAAGACUGGUCAAGAACCUGUCAAAUCUUAUUGUACUCAAGAAAUAUUUCACACUCCAGUCGAUCCGAAAACCUUUUCCCUUGGACGGACAGGUUAUAUAUCAACUGAUGGCCAUCAUUUUACGUGCGAAAACCCAACAAAAAAUGUUGGUGACUUCCAUAUUGUAUUUGUUGUGGAUAGAAGUGGUUCCAUGAGUAUUGGAGAUUGCAAACCAAUUUGUUCAAGCACUGCCACCUCGAGAUUGAAGUUAUCGCACGACAAUCGACUCGGAGCUGUGUAUGAUGCAGUUUAUACCUUUAUUGAUAGCCGUCGUUCCUCACGAAAGGCAUCACCUUCUGGACAAAUGGCGGUGGAUCGCGAUACCGUAUCUUUGGUCCUUUUCGACCAUAAUGUUGACACUGCUUUCGAGAAUGAAAGUUUAUCGAAACAUGAAGAAUUAUUAACAAAGAUGAUGAAAUUUCGUCCUGGUGGUGAUAAUUAUUAUAAUAUUGGUAUUUACAAAGCUUCAGAAAUUUUCAAUAAAUAUUAUGAUGCUUCAAAGACGAACGUAAUUAUAUUUUUAUCGGAUGGUGAAUACCAUGCUCCGGAAACAGAAUUACGCCGCCUUUGCGAAAGAGAAGCGAACAGAGGGUCACCGAUCUUUUUAUACACUAUUAUGUUUACCGGAGGCACUUUUCAUAUGACUUAUGGGAAAUCGCUUCAACGAAUGGCUGAUAUCGCUUCUGAAUACCUUCCUAAGACGAACGACAAAGACUCGUUAAAAUGUCAAUAUGUUCUCGCCAUGAAUCAGAUAAAGUUGACAGAACAUUUUAUCGCGGUGGCUGAAAGUUUACGAAAGCAUCGACCAAUGUUAAUGCGUAAAUAA